Molecule: messenger RNA, 846 nt
Organism: Manihot esculenta (cassava)
Lineage: Eukaryota; Viridiplantae; Streptophyta; Magnoliopsida; Malpighiales; Euphorbiaceae
Product: lipoxygenase 7, chloroplastic
Exons: 2
Coding region: 94-351 (85 amino acids)
Biological process (GO): lipid oxidation
Molecular function (GO): metal ion binding; oxidoreductase activity, acting on single donors with incorporation of molecular oxygen, incorporation of two atoms of oxygen
Source: RefSeq, a predicted model, not a curated record
CGAUACACCAUAGAAAUCAAUGCUCUUGCUCGAGAAAGUCUCAUUAAUGCAGGUGGAAUCAUUGAAAGCAGUUUCUCUCCUGGAAAAUACUCCAUGGAACUUAGCUCCGUUGCUUAUGACAAGCUCUGGCGUUUUGACACAGAAGCAUUGCCAGCUGACUUGAUCAGCAGGGGAAUGGCAGUUGAGGAUCCAACAGCAAAACAUGGCUUGAAGCUAACAAUCAAAGACUACCCAUUUGCCAAUGAUGGUCUGAUGCUUUGGGAGGCAAUUAAGCAAUGGGUUACUGAUUAUGUGAACAACUACUACAAAGACGCAAGCAAGGUCGUAUCUGACAAUGAACUUCAAGCAUGAUGGGAAGACGUUAGGACAAAAGGCCAUGAAGACAAGAAAGAUGAACCAUGGUGGCCUGUCUUAAAAACCCAACAAGAUUUAAUCCAGGUCUUAACAACCAUAAUAUGGGUAACUUUAGGUCAUCAUGCAGCUGUGAAUUUUGGCCAGUAUGUUUUUGGUGGGUACUUCCCCAAUAGGCCAACGAUCGCUAGAAUCAAUAUGCCAACAGAAGAGCCAACAGAGUCUGAGUUUGAACUCUUCUUGAACAAACCAGAACUUACAUUGUUAAAAUGCUUCCCUUCACAGCAGCAAGCAACUAAAAUGAUGGCCAUUUUAGAUGUUCUAUCUAAUCAUUCACCUGAUGAAGAAUACAUUGGAGAUACAUUGGAGUCAUCUUGGGAAGCAGAUCCCGUCAUUAAAGCUGCAUAUGAAAGAUUCAGUACAAAGAAAAAGAACAGUAAAAUAAAAGGGAACUAGUGCACUCAGAGAAAAUUUUAAGAAGCAGAAGAAGGAGAU